UUCCUAGCAAGCUAGCUCGUUGAAAAGUUCUACUCUUUGUUUCUUUAAAUAGACUAAUGAAUGAAGCUGCAUAACUCACAGCAACAUUAUCCAAUCCAAUACUAAUACUAUUAAUUGUGAGCCAAAAAAAAUGGGGAGCAAAGAAAUAGUAUUAGGAAAUGUUAAUGAAGAUGCUGAACUUCUCAAAGCCCAUGCAGAGGUAUAUAACCACCUCUUUGCAUACACAGAUACCCUUGCCCUAAGAUCUGCUGUGGAGCUCCACAUUGCAGAUAUCAUACACUCCCAUGGCCAACCAAUGAGCUUAUCCCAAAUAGCCUCGAAACUCGAGUCGCCGUCUCCGGAUGUCACGUGCCUUGCACGUGUCAUGCGAAUGCUCGUUCGAAAGAACAUCUUCACCGUUGAUUGUAAUCAAUCAUCAGGGGAAGAAGUGUUGUAUGGGUUAACCAAUAUCUCUAGGUGGCUCUUACAUGAUCAUGAACUAAGCCUUGCUCCUAUGUUUCUAACAUUCACCCACCCUUGGAUUAUAAAUGCAUGGUAUGAGAUUAGUAGUUCGAUUAAGGAGGGUGGGACCCCUUUUGAGAAGGCUUAUGGUCAGUCUUUUUGGGAGAGGGCUUCUAAGGACCCUGAGUUUAAUAACAUGUUUAAUAUUGGGAUGGCAGCUGCUACUAAACCUACUUUAGAUGCUGUUGUUAAAGGGUAUAAAGAUGGAUUUAGUGGGUUUAAAGGUACUCUUGUUGAUGUUGGGGGUGGAAUUGGAAGGAUGAUUGCCAAAAUUGUUAAGGCUUAUCCUCAUAUUAAAGGAAUUAACUUUGAUCUCCCUCAUGUUGUUGGAACUGCACCACAAUAUCCUGGUGUUACACAUGUUGGUGGUGACAUGUUUAAGGAGAUUCCUACUGCAGAUGCUAUCAUUUUUAAGUCAGUCUUACAUGAUUGGGCCGAUGAGGAGUGUUUGGCGAUCCUAAAAAACUGUAAAAAAGCAUUAUCCCAAGAGAAAGGGAAGGUGAUAAUUGUGGAUGUAAUUCUUCAUGCUGAUGGAAAAGGUUUGUUCGACGACGCAGUCAUAGGUUGUGAUCUUUGGUUGAUGGCAGAUUGUGUUGGUGGAAAAGAGAGGACUGAAGAUGAAUGGAAGAAAUUAUUGAUAGAAGCAGGCUUCACUCACCUCAAAAUCACCCCUCUUCCUACUAUUAUGUCAUUAUCCAUCAUUGAGGCCUUUCCUCAGUGAAUCAACUUCGAACACACUACUUGUUCGUUGUCAUUUGUAAUACUUCCUCCAUUGCAAGUAGAUAAACGGAGGACGUAUAUUAUUAAGUCAGGGUUGUAACUUUGUAAUUGACCCAUCUAUCUCAUGCACUUCUAUGUUGUUUACUUUAUUAAUAUUGUACCAUAUGUUUGAUGGUAAUAUCAUUCGUGCAUGGAAAACUAGAUCUCCUACAAUAAGUUCUUAGAAAAAGUUGCAUAGUCUCCUAAUUCUGUUAGAAAACUAUGUAAUUUAGGUGUUCUAUUUGUAAUAGGAUUUUUUUGCCUAUAGGUUUUUACCUUUCACUUGAAAGGGUUUUUCCUAUUUUAGGCAUUAGUUUAAUCUGUGUUGUUUAAGUUGAUGUUAGGCAUGUGCUUCUCUAGUUAGGCGUGUAAAGGAGUAUUUGUUCUCCAAUUAUCUCUAGUUAGUUAUUUAUGUAAUAAUACUAGUUGUUGAGUUUUGAUCAAGUAGUUCAAUUGAGAAUUA
Molecule: messenger RNA, 1723 nt
Organism: Beta vulgaris subsp. vulgaris (sugar beet)
Lineage: Eukaryota; Viridiplantae; Streptophyta; Magnoliopsida; Caryophyllales; Amaranthaceae
Product: (R,S)-reticuline 7-O-methyltransferase
Exons: 2
Coding region: 131-1222 (363 amino acids)
Biological process (GO): methylation
Molecular function (GO): O-methyltransferase activity; S-adenosylmethionine-dependent methyltransferase activity; protein dimerization activity
Source: RefSeq, a predicted model, not a curated record